AUGCCGCUGACGAUCACGCACGAGGGCGUGGCCUACGACCUCGACGACGUGGACCUGCAGUGGACGCUGGAGGAGUGCCGCGGCGCGCUCGCGGACGCGAGCGGGUCGCUGCGCAUCCUCGACGACGGCGAGUGGAAGCUGCGGCGCGACGGCGAGACCGUCGAGGGCGAGCGCCUGACGCUCGCCGCGCUCGGCGUCGGCCUGCGCGACGCGCUCGAACUGGUCCGCGUCGACGGCGGCAACCGGCCGCCCCGGGCCGCGGCGAAGCCGCUCGCGCCGGCGCCGGACGCGAAAAAAAUCACCUGCCGCUUCGACGCGGUCAUCGACCUCGACGACGCGCCGCGGACGCUCCCCUACCAGGGCCUGCGCUCGCGGCUCCGCGCGGACGCGGCGAACCGCGAGCUCGCCGCGAUCCCCGAGGAGCGGCGGCACGACGCGCUCCGCGCGGUCUACGGCGCGGUCAACGACAUGCUCGACGCCGACGCCACGGACCGGCGGGCGUUCCUCGCCACGGCCGUCGCGUGUGCAGCAGCCCAGCGCUGGUGCGAUGCGAACCUCUUCGCGCCGCCGCGGCCGGCGAUCGAGCUGCCCAUGGAGCUGGCCCACGCCGGCGGCGUCGCAACGCAGACCGUCUUCGAGGUGCGCCGCGGCGACCGCAUCGACGACGCGUCGCUCGCGUUCGCGCACGCGUGGCGCCUCGGCGACGCGCAGCUCGAGCGGUUACGCAAGGCCGCCCACGACGCCGUCAAAACCGGCGCCGUCGUGCCGUCCGCGGUCGCGGUCGUCAGCGACGACGGCCGCCACGCCGCGUGGGCGGCCGCCGGCGGCGCCGUCGUCGCGCUCCUGCGGCGCGGCGCGGACCCGCCGGCGGCCUCGGACUGCGCCGCCGCCGCGAGCGCCGGCGCCGCGGGCUUCGGCUUCGUCGACGCGAACGACGGCCUCGGAGGCGCGCUACGAGACGCCGCGGCCGCGGCGCCGCCGGGCGCCGCGGUCGUCGUUUUAGCGGAGGCGCCGGACCCGCCGGCGCCGUCGCUCCAGGCGUGCCUCGCGGCCCACGCGCGCGCGGGCUACGCGCGCGGCGACCCCGGCGGCGCGCUCGUCUUGGCCGCGCCGUCGCCGAACGGCGGCGGCGACGCCGCGCUCGUCUUCCCGCGGGAGCUCCUCGACCGCUGGUGGGCGCCCGUCGCGGCCGCGCCCUGGGCCACCGAACCGGCACCGUCGGACGUCGAGGCGGCGCUCUUCGCCGCGGCGGCCCAUCGCGAAGGCGCGUUCCUGCGGGCCUGGGCCUGCGCCUGGGCCCUCGUCGCGGCCGCCGUCGCGGACGAGCGACCGCGGGAGGCAGGGCAGCAAAAGGGUGAUUCAACGCGGGAGGACGCCGUCGACGAAGGCGAGGCGGGCCCGCUCGCCGUCGACUGCGGCGGGCCCUGCCCCGGGUUCGUCGUCGUCGUCUACCAGCAGGGCCCGUCGGACACGUCGACGUCGGGCACGUUCGCGGAUAUAUCGGCGGCGGUCGUCGCGGGCCUCCGCGGCCUCGGCCUCGCGGCGCGCGCGGAGACCUGCGUCGCGCUCACGGACGGCUGCCGCUUCGCCCUCGACGGCGAGCAGGAGGUCGCCCUCGGCGCGCACAACCUCCAGGCCUACGUCGACGUCGACGCGGACGCGCCCGUCGUUUUAGGGCCGCGGCGGCCGCUCUUCUACGACGAGGCCGCGGUCCUCUACAACUUCGAGUACGUGCCGCCCGACGACCUGGAGACCCUCGCGGCGGGCAUGGCACAACUCCAGAACGGCGCCCGCGGCGACGGCGGCCUCACGAACGCGGCCGGUUCCUUCGCGACGGCCGCGACGCUCGAGGUGCUCCGGCGCGCGAACACCGUCUGGGACUACAGCGCGUCCAACGUCCCGAGCCUCGCCGCCCUCGGCAUCUCGGCGACGCACGUGCCCCUCGGCGACGCGCCGCCCUGGCGCAUACGCCCGGCGCUCGCGGCCGCGGUGUCGGCGAACGCCUCGUCGUCGCUCCCCGUGCUCUUCUACGGGACGCUCACGCGGCACCGCGCGGCGACGCUCGCGGCGAUCCGGGCGGGCCCCAACGGCCAGCCCGUGGUCCACGCCAACGCGGCGACGGACGGCACCUUCGGCGCGGCGCUCGACGCGCAGAUCGCCGCCGCGGACGUCGUGCUCAACCUCCGCGCGUUCGGCGACCGCGACGACGAGUGGAAGAUGCCGCGCCUCGCCAAGCUCUUCGCGAACCGCAAGUUCGUCAUCUCCGAGGGGACGUGCGACCCGGGGGGGCAGUGCGAGGCCUACGCGGGCGGCCUCGUCUUCGCGGAGCGCCGCGACCUCAAGGCCGCGGUCGCCUACUACCGCGACCGGCCGGCGGAGCGCGCGGCCAUCGCCGACCGCGGCCACGCCCUCUUCGCGACCCGGUCCAUGGCCACCGUCCUCCGCGGGCCCGUCCAGGCGCUCCUCGACGGCCGCCGCGGCCAGAGCAUGGACGUCGCCGAGGCGCCGGCCGCCGAGGAGUCGCUGCUCGCGCGCCUCGUCGCCGCCGUCGACAUCCGCGGCGUCGGCAGCCUCACGCGCGCGGAGCUCGGCGAAGCCGCGCGGCUCCGCGGGCCUUCAUCCAAAAACCUCGACCUCGCCGCGGCGGGCCCCGAGCCCUACGCGCUCGCCGACGCCGCGCGCCUCCUGCGGCCCCUCGGCUGGGAGGCGGCGCGCCUCGAAGAAGACGUCGCGAAGGUCGAACGGUCCGCGGCGGUCUUCCGGUCCCUCGACGCGAGCCAGAGCGGCUUCCUGGAGCUCAAGGAGCUGCGGGCCGCGCUGACGGCGCAGGCGGGCCACGCGCUCCGGCUCGCGGGCCUCGUGUCGACGCUCGACAGCGCGCGCAACGGCAAGGUGUCCUGGCUCGAGUUCCUCGCCGGCGUGACCUCGGAGCGCUUCGGCGAACGGUUCGCGUCCUUCCGCGACUGGGCGCUGGAGACGGCGCCGCUCCACAUCUUCAGCGACAUCGACAUCGACGUCGGCGUCGGCGACGAGGCUUUGAAGGAGCUGAGUUUUCUGGAAAGGCUGCCCUGCUACGUCGUGCAGGCCACGUUCCGGAAACAAGCGCGGCGCAAGGUGCGCCCCGGCGACGCGCGCGAGAGCGACGCGCCCGCGACGGCGCGGGACCUCGCGGCCAUCGACGCGAGCGUCCGGCGGGCCCUCCUCUUCGGCGUGUGUUGCGGCGUCGGGGCCGCCCUGCUCGUCGCGUACCUCACCCCGUACUCGCUCGGCGCGCGGCGCCGCGCGCAUCUGUUGCUGCUGCGCCUCGCGGCGUCGCUCGUCGUCUCCGGCGUCGAGGUGCUGCUCAUCUACGCCUGCUGCGUCGACGUCGCGUGCGCGAUCGCGCGCCGCUGCCGCCUCCGGCUCUGGCCGCUGGACUUUGAGCGCGCGCUGACGACGGCGGCGCUCGCGCGCGCGGCGCUGGAGAUCCCCCACCCCGUGCGGCCCUGCCUGGGCAUCGACCCCAUGCGCCACCUCAGCGGCCUGCGGCUCUACGCGGUCCAGCUCCUCUACGCGGGGAAGCGGGGCAUCUCGCUGUUCCUGCUGAAGCUGCUCCUGAAGAAGGUCGUGGCGCGCGUCUUCCUCAAGGGCCUCGGGGACCGCGCGGGGCUGGACCUCGCGCUCGUCGUCGCCGUGAACGCGCUCUGGAACCUGCUCAUGGUCGCGGGCUGCGUCCGGUCGGCCAAGGUCUGCUGCUUCGGCCUGCCGGCGGCGACGGGCGCGAUCCACGCGGCCAUCGACCGCCGCGAGACGAGGGCGCGGACGCCGCUGGAUCUGGCGACGAAGGAGCUCGCGCUGCGGGCCGCGGCCGCGGCCGCGGUGCCGCGGGGGACCGUCGUCUUCCACCCGAACCACUUCUUCGCGCUCCAGUACCUCGAGCGGCUGCUGGCGGACGACGCCCUCGUGGCCUUCGCGGCGAAACGGCCGCCGGAGCUCGUGGACGACGGCGCGUCGCGCGGCGCGCGGGACCACGCGCGGCUCGCGGUCAUGGAGCUCGACGACGAGAACCGCUUCUUCGCGGGUCUCGCCGCCGCGGAGCCGGCGAGCGCGGACCUCGCCCUGGAGCUCUUCGCGGCGAUGCUCGUGCUGGACGGCCGCGUCGCCCGGGGCACGCGCGGCGGCAACGCGCGGCGCAUGGGCCGGGUCCUCGAGGUCGCGGGCCGGCACGUUCCGCGGAACGACGUCGCGCGGGCCCUGCGCCACUGCGUCGCCGUCUUCACGUCGGGCCUGGGGCUGUGCGCCCGCGACCUCGUCCUCGCCGCGGGCGCCGACGCGGCGGGCCUACCCAGGUGCGAGGCGGCCGAGCCGCGGACCGCGGACGCGCUCCUGGGCUACCUCGCCGUGGACUACUGCUGCUAA
This is a messenger RNA of Aureococcus anophagefferens, 4398 nucleotides long. RefSeq lists its product as hypothetical. The record is from RefSeq and is a predicted model, not a curated record. The transcript is spliced from 6 exons. Gene Ontology annotation, molecular function: calcium ion binding. Bases 1 to 4398 code for a protein of 1465 amino acids. Lineage: Eukaryota; Pelagophyceae; Pelagomonadales; Pelagomonadaceae.